Trichoderma virens Gv29-8 is the source of this 726-nucleotide messenger RNA. RefSeq lists its product as uncharacterized. Lineage: Eukaryota; Fungi; Ascomycota; Sordariomycetes; Hypocreales; Hypocreaceae. The transcript has 2 exons. Gene Ontology annotation, molecular function: acyltransferase activity, transferring groups other than amino-acyl groups. The coding region runs from base 1 to 726 and encodes 241 amino acids. The record is from RefSeq and is a predicted model, not a curated record.
AUGGCCUCAAUUACAAUACGGCCCGCAUCGCCGGCGGAUGCUCCCGCCAUCGCCGACGUCCACUACCGCGCCCAAGACAAAUAUCACGGCUUCUACGGGGCGUUUUUCGUGCACAAACCGCACGACAUUAUGAUGCAGAAUACGGCGCGGGCGGUGCAGAAGCCGGAGAAUGUAUACUUGGUUGCUGUGGACGGGGUGUCGGGGAAAGUAGUUGGGUUUGUGCGAUAUGCUGUGCAGGGGGAGAAGAAAGAGGAGAAGGAAGCAGAAGUUGUUGCUGCUGAGAAGGAGGAAGCCGGGCCGUCGCUUUUUAGUGUCAAGGAGCAUGUGAAGGGGUUGUGGGAGGAGUUUGAUAAGAAGCAGGUUGCGAUGGAUGCGUGUUAUGAGAAGGCUGCUGACGGGAAGAAGCAUAUCUAUGUGAAUCACUUGAUGAUAGAUCCUAAUCACCAGCGCAAAGGCAUUGGCGGGAAACUCCUCGCCGCAGUGCUGGAGAGGAGCGAUAAAGAGGGUGUGCCGACGUUUUUGAUGUCGUCUGCGGAGUCUCGCGGGUUGUAUGGCAGGAUGGGGUUCGAGAUUCUGGGGACGUGGAGGGUUGAUAAUGGGGAUUGGGCGCGACGGCUGGUGGAGGUGGAGAAGGGGCUGGGGAUUGCUGGGAAUGAAGGGCUGGAGGAGGAGUUUAGGGGAGUUGGGGAGAUUGAGGAUGUCAUGGUUCGGCGGGUGAGGGAGUGA